Molecule: messenger RNA, 1335 nt
Organism: Mycena indigotica
Lineage: Eukaryota; Fungi; Basidiomycota; Agaricomycetes; Agaricales; Mycenaceae
Product: RING-type domain-containing protein
Exons: 6
Coding region: 1-1335 (444 amino acids)
Biological process (GO): protein ubiquitination
Molecular function (GO): ubiquitin protein ligase activity
Source: RefSeq, a predicted model, not a curated record
AUGCCUCCGGACAAAGGCAAGAAACGUGCUCGGGAUGAGGACGUUGAGUCCAGCCGCUCAGAAUCACCACUCACAGACCUGCCUGAUGAGGAGCCAGGUCCUGCUCGAAAAUACCGCCGCCAACGAGAAACCCGCGAAUGUCCGGUCUGCAAUGAACGAAUCCCGACUCAUUUGUUGGCGGCCCAUGCUGACCUGGAAGCCGAACGAGUGGAAGCUAUAGUUCGACGCAUAGGCGAGACAGAUAUUGACAUUGAGCUGCUGGAUGCUCUUGAAGCAAUGACAGAGGAUUCCACCAUCGCAAUAUUAACCCGAGCGCGCAUACGAACCCGACAGUCCAGAGGCAACGCUCAGACUCCAACAGAGACAGACCGUGAUCUUGUCGCAGAAGCAUCGCACAAAAUUCAAGCAAUAAAACGGCACCGCAAACAACGUAACAUAAAACUCAAAGAGCUGAUCCGGGGAGACGAAGCUCCUUCGAGCAGUCAUGCCUCGUCGUCGCGACUGCGGGAAACUUGGAGAAGACGGGGAACAACAGGCGGAGGAGCAUGCGAAAUUGUUUGCCCAAUUUGUUUGGUUUCAGUGAGAGGAGAUACCGAUGUCCUGGAUGCGCAUGUGGACGCCUGUUUGGCGGAUCAAGCCAGGAGACUUGAAGAGCAGAGAAGAGAGCAAAUGUCGGAUCGAAGGGCUGCAAGAAGAGUUGAGCGCAGCCUUGAUGUCAUGGUAGUUGACGAAGCCGACGGCCCUGGCCAUGUUGGUGAUGUCCGGGGCACCGGUUUUGCAACCCGGGAUCCAAACGCUCAGGAUAUCGAUGAUGAAAUCGACAUUGACGGAGACGAUGAAGAGGUUUUUGGUGGUAUCCAAUUUACUGAACGCGACGUUGUGAAUGCGUUCCCAGCAACAGAACGAAUACGUCCCACUGAGGAUGGCGAGGAUAUGGAGGUGGACAUAGACGGGGACGGAGAAGAGACUCUGCGUGAGCUCGUCGCUCAAGGAAAAGUGAUCAAGCGGGACCGACCAGCCCAACAGGUUCUGGAUAGUCACCGGCAGACGUGUGACGAGGUGGACAAACUUGAGCUGGCUAUUUUGACAGCGAAGAGUCGCGGCGACCAGGCAUCACUCAUUGGGCUACUUCAAAGCAAGAUUAAACUUCUCGAAUCUCGCACCCCUUCCGUUUGCCGCAUCUGUAUCGAAGCUUACACCGACCCCACGGUUUCGACGGGUUGCUGGCAUACCUGUUGCAAAGAAUGCUGGCUCCGCUGCCUUGGCUCGACAAAACUAUGCCCAAUAUGCAAGCGGAUAACCGCCGCCACAGAUCUAAGGAGGAUAUAUUUGUAA